Phycomyces blakesleeanus NRRL 1555(-) is the source of this 645-nucleotide messenger RNA. RefSeq lists its product as hypothetical. Bases 1 to 645 code for a protein of 214 amino acids. The transcript is spliced from 4 exons. The record is from RefSeq and is a predicted model, not a curated record. Lineage: Eukaryota; Fungi; Mucoromycota; Mucoromycetes; Mucorales; Phycomycetaceae.
AUGGUCAGUGUCAAAUUCAAAGAACUUGUCAGCAGAACUACCAUCCAGGCAAAGGAAUUGUUUAUUGCACUUGUAACAAGCAUAGAUGCUGUUGUGUGCAGUGAAGUCGCUAGUCUUUCUCGCUACGGGGAUAUCACAUACCACCAUGUAAGUCGUCAAGAGCUUAUUGAUGAACUCGAUCAGGAUGACAGCGCCUUUGUUGACCACUUAAGCGGGAAGCAAACUUUACCACCAGACAUCGAUAUAGCUGUUGCACUCAAGGGCAAGGAUAAGACCCGUAUGAGAUCCCACGAACGCAAGGAACUAAAAUGUGCUUUCUUUCGAGUAAAAGCUCCUCAACUCAAACCGCCCUUGACAUGCACUGCAGAUACGCUGGAUUUUGCCUUUACUCUUCUCCACUUCCUUCUUGUUUUUCCUCAAACCUUACUUUGCCUUUCUGCUGCAACGGAAUUCCCGGUCCGUGCCUUUCAAGUCCCAGAAUUAUCUAGAGACAGCAACCCUCUCUUCCCCGUUGGCCUCUUUCGCAUACCUCUUACACCACGUACGACUGGGCAGCUGUUAGUUAAAGAAUGUCACCACCAGAUCUUUACAGCGUCCAUUUGCUCCUCUAGGCAGUGUACUUAUUUCGCUGCACAAGCCGGCUGA